AUGAACUGCCGCAGCCGCGGCUCCAGCCAGGGCGGGGGCGUGGUCAACACGAGGAUCACCUCCACCAGGCCGCGACCCGGGGUGCGAGGGGGCCUGCUGUGUGCAGCGCUCAGCUCCACCAAGGACGCCCACAAGCCCGAAAGGAGAGCCGCCCACACCCCACCGUUGGGCAAGAACUUGUAUCUGUACCACCUGCGUGUGUGUGUCUGCAGCCUGCUGCGGCAGCAUGUGCUGACGGGGUCUGCUCCGGCGCGCCGCGGCCUGCACACGUCCUCCCGGCAGGCUGACAGCAGCAGGGCCUGGCUCACGCGUGUGCACCGACAGGCCUAUGCACGUCUCUACCCCGUGCUCCUGGUCAAGCAGGACGGCUCCACCGUCCACAUCCGCUAUCGGGAACCACGACGAGUGCUGGAGAUGCCCGUGGACCUGGACACCCUGUCCCCAGAGGAGAGGCGGACGCGGCUCCGGAAACGCGAGACCCAGCUCCAAAAGAAAAAGGAGGAGAAGCCGGAGCUCAGUGAUGACUUUGACGAGGAGCGGUACAAGCGGUUUUGGACAAAAAAGUGACCUGCCUGGAAGCUGCCCUGGGUGGGGAGGGUGUAUCUUUAAAUGGUGUGUUCACAAA
This is a messenger RNA of Leptonychotes weddellii (Weddell seal), 625 nucleotides long. Lineage: Eukaryota; Metazoa; Chordata; Mammalia; Carnivora; Phocidae. The record is from RefSeq and is a predicted model, not a curated record.